This is a messenger RNA of Ruditapes philippinarum (Manila clam), 2088 nucleotides long. RefSeq lists its product as uncharacterized. The transcript is spliced from 2 exons. Gene Ontology annotation, cellular component: chromatin; nucleoplasm. Gene Ontology annotation, biological process: positive regulation of DNA-templated transcription. The coding region runs from base 247 to 1998 and encodes 583 amino acids. Gene Ontology annotation, molecular function: ubiquitin-protein transferase activity; zinc ion binding. The record is from RefSeq and is a predicted model, not a curated record. NCBI's taxonomy places the organism in Eukaryota, Metazoa, Mollusca, Bivalvia, Venerida, Veneridae.
CAGUUAAAAUACCGACUGCAAAACACAACACCAAAAUUCAACAAUUUCUUGCACACUAUGGAUUUUAUUAGCUAUAUAAAUGAAGGAUAUCUUUCAGGUUUAAACAUGUAACUUUACAAUGUAAUCGGUGUCGCAAAACAAGGAAGUAAAUAUCAAUUUCAAAUUCCACGUAUCCAAUAUCAACAGCAAAAUAUUUACAUUAGAAACGUGUGAGACAAUUUGAGGAUUACGAUUUGAAGGUAAAACAUGGCAGUCCCAGGAAAGAAAGCAUCAAAACAAUUUUCAUCAUCAACAACAUCAAUGGCAUCAGAUGAAGAUCUUCAAAUUUACUGCCAGCCUUGUGACGAGGAAGGAACUAGACUACCUGCCCAUGGUUACUGUACUGUCUGCAAGGAACACCUCUGCAAGACAUGCUUCACAGCCCAUAAAAUAAAUAGGCUUUCCAAACAUCAUACAUUGCAGGACGCUACUAAUAUGCCUAAAGUUUUGCAGCAACCCUCAACAUCCAUUCACACAGGCCUCUUAUAUGACUUGACCUUGUCGUGUCGUAAACACCCUAAAGAAAUGAUCAAGUUCUACUGUAAUGAUCAUACAGAAUGUCUUUGCAGUGUUUGUGUUACCCUUGAACAUCAAGCUACUUCCUGCAAUGUCAACUAUAUACCAGACAUUUCUGGUGAUAUAUUAGACAGCAAAGAAUAUCAAGUAAUCUUGAAUGCAGUAAAUACCACUUCUGACAAAUUUCAACAGAUAUUAAAAGAUGUCAAGGACAUGACACACAAAUCAAACAGCUCUCUCAAAGAUGCAUUAGAUGACAUUAAAAAGUUUCGGCAAGAAAUCAACCAAAGACUAGAUGUACUUGAGAGACAGGCUGAAGAUGCAGCUAAAGUCAUAGAACAAGAAAAUAACAAACAUCGGAAAGCAGUAGAAACAACAUGUGAAGAUAUAACCAAAUCCCUGAAGAUAUCAUCAGGCAAAAUUAAACAACUCAACACAACAAAACAAGCUGACAGACUCUUCAUUGAUUUAAAACUUGCAGAGAAAACAAUCAAAAAUAUGGAGAGACAACUAAUAACACUGUCAUCAUUUGAUAUCAAAGAGCACAACUUUCAAUCAAAUGGUGUCAUUUUAAAUUUGUUUAAAACAGAGAAAUCACUGGGUACACUGACACAGAAAGCUGGUAAUACAGAAUGUCAAUCUGUACAAAUAAAGUCAAGACAAUCUUCACAUGUGGGAAAAAUCUGUGUGGAGACAUCAAAAGAUGAAAUAACAUGCAAUAUAACAGGAAUGACUCUGGUGACUCCUGAUCUUCUUAUCAUCACAGACUACAAUAACGAUGCUGUAAAGAUGGUGGAUACCAGCAGCCAAUCAGUGUCUGAUCAACUACAACUAGAUGCUGGACCACAAGAUAUUACAAGAUUCACCAGUACUGAACUUGCUGUCACACUUCCUGACAAAGAAACAAUACAGUUAAUAAUAAUUUCAUCAAACAAACUCAUAAAGAGGCAUACUAUAAAGGUCGAUGGGAAGUGUUAUGGUAUAAGCUGUUAUCAAGGUAAACUUGUUGUGUCAUUCCCUAAUCCUUCAAAACUUCAGAUCCUUGAUAUUAAUGGCACUUUACUGACAACAAUUGAUGAAAAAAAUAAUUUCAAUUGUCCAUGUUAUAUCACAUGUAACAGAAGUUCUAUCUAUGUAUCUGACUAUGUCAUGAAGACAGUUACAAGAUUAAACUGGCAAGGUGAUGUGAUUGGAAGUUAUAGUGGUAUGAGUUUCCCUACAGGAAUGUCACUGUCAGAUGAUGGUACUGUCUUUGUGUGUGAUGAAGGGAGAAAUGUUAUAGAAGAGAUAUCAGGAGAUUGUUCUACAGGAAAGGUGGUGCUGCAGGAUCAGAAGACUCCACAGGCUGUAUGUUGGUGGGGAAAAACAAAGAAGCUGUAUUACAGCUGUGAUAAUUUGGGUGAGAAAUAUGGCAACUGCAUUCACAUCUAUAACCUGUCAUAGACUUAAACAGAGACUUAGUUGAUUAAACAAUAUCAAUUCAUCAUUCAUUCUUCUAAAACUGGCCCAAAUGUGAAAGCAUGAUAAAAAAUU